Messenger RNA from Syngnathus typhle (broad-nosed pipefish), 3620 nucleotides. RefSeq names its product leucine-rich repeat neuronal protein 3. Bases 1099 to 3219 code for a protein of 706 amino acids. NCBI's taxonomy places the organism in Eukaryota, Metazoa, Chordata, Actinopteri, Syngnathiformes, Syngnathidae. The transcript has 3 exons. Gene Ontology annotation, molecular function: protein binding. The record is from RefSeq and is a predicted model, not a curated record.
ACUCGGAGGACGGGGAGAGGGAUGCUGCCUCCGUCAGCCUGUCUGAGGACGCCAAGGGAAGGACACGCGUGAGCCCCUUCUUUGUGUUUUCGCACACUUGGACUUUUUCAGAAUUUCUUUCUUUCUUCGGGUUUGUUGGAGAGGAGCGCGUGCACGAAAGGACCGCACAUUGUUGACUGGCAUCUCGUCAGAGAACGGUGCACUUGACGGGAAUAUAGUGGCUGCUUCGAGAUCCGCAAUGUUCCGAACGGUACUGUAGGUCACCCUGUAACCACACGGGGCACAGAUGAAUACCCAACCUGCGGCAAAGCAAUCAUCUUUAUGUCCUUGCUCCACUAAAUCUCAUCCAAGCCCCAUGAAGCCAGAGAGAAGAUUUAUAGCCCUUCUCAAUAAACAGCAUAAAACAAACAGUUCUGCCCGCUCGUUGGGCGACAUGGCCGACUCGAGUCGGCCAGCAGGCCUGAAUUAGUGCCGCAGAGCCACCCGGACCAACGCUUUUGUGCCCCUGGUGUGAACACUCAUUAAUUUAAAGUGGUCAUAUCUCACUGGUCUCCAAUCAAAGUGUAUUUGUGCCAUUACUGUCCAGAACAGCCUCAGCGCAUAAUGGAGGUGGCCCAGUGGGAAAGGAAGUGCGAGACGCUGCCAAGAGAUGAAUGAAAAAGCUUUUCACCUUCAACUGUGAUGAAAACUCAUCCAAUUUCAGCUUUAUCAUGAUUAGCCUGACACAACUGCAAAUGUUGGAAUGGACCGGGCAGUGGACGACAAUCAGCCGGGACGUCUGUCUUUCUAAAGAGAAGGAGAGAUUUUACGGAUGCUCCAACCCAAUUCCUCUGGUCUACCUGACUGCAGUCUUGGCCCUGCACCCUGACUUUGAGUGAUUAGCAAUUGCCUCCAAGGGCAAUUGCACAGCAAGACAAGAACAACAACAACAACAAAACGAGUCUCUUGAGAGUUUUCGGGGAAGCUCUGCUGCAGUGGAAUGUGGAGGUGGCAGGGCUGGUGAGUCAUUCACCUCAGCAGAUGCAACAAAUUAUUCAUCACCCGUGAACAGCGAAGAAUACAUAAUUUAGGAGGACCGAUUUCCGACCGGAGACCAAUAUGAAGGAGGUGUCGUUUGUGGAUCGUCUCUUUGUCGGCUUGGCCGUGGCUUCUUUUGUUGUGGCCGUUGAUAAACGGCCGGACUGCCCCAAACUUUGCGUAUGCGAGGACAGACCCUGGUUCUCCCCGAGUUCUGUAUACAUGGAGGCCCAGACUGUUGACUGUAAUGAUUUGGGACUGUUUAACCUGCCGGAGAAACUACCCGUGGGUACACAAGUACUGUUACUGCAAACGAAUAAUGUUGCAAAAAUAGACAACCCCUUGGAUUACCUCGCCAACAUCACCGAGAUUGAUUUAUCGCAAAAUAACAUCUCGUCCAUGAACGACGUCCAUCUCGGGAUUCUGUCUCAGCUUCUGUCGCUACAUAUGGAGGAGAACCGAAUACAAGAACUUCCCGACCGAUGUCUGGCGGAGGUGGCGAAUCUUCAAGAGCUCUAUCUCAAUCACAACCUCAUCUCCUUCAUUUCCAAAAUGGCUUUCCAGGGUCUCGGCAAGCUUCUACGACUCCAUCUCAAUUCUAAUAAGCUGAAAGUGAUUCGCAGAGAGUGGUUCCAACCCAUGCCCAACCUGGAGAUUCUAAUGAUCGGCGAGAAUCCCGUGCUCUCUAUCGACGAGAUGAAUUUCAAACCUCUCGGCAGCCUCCGCAGUCUGGUUCUCACCAGAAUGAACCUGUCGCAGCUCCCCGACAAGGCUUUGGUGGGCCUCGAUAACUUAGAAAGCAUUUCCUUCUAUGAUAACACUUUCCCGGAGGUGCCGCAUUCCGCCUUGAGAAAUGCAAAAAACUUGAAAUUUUUGGAUCUGAAUAAAAAUCCAAUUGCCAGAAUACAGCGAGGGGAUUUUGUGGACAUGCUGCAUUUAAAGGAGCUGGGGAUUAAUAGCAUGCCGGAGCUUGUCUCCAUCGACAGCUUCGCCCUCAAUAAUCUGCCUGAGCUCACCAAAAUAGAAGCCACCAAUAACCCCAAACUAUCUUACAUUCACCCCAACGCGUUCUACAAACUGCCGCGGCUGGAAACGCUCAUGCUCAACGGCAACGCUCUCAGCGCCCUCCACAGAAUUACCGUGGAGUCGCUGCCAAAUCUCAGAGAGGUUAGCAUGCAUAGCAACCCCAUUCGCUGCGACUGCGUGGUACGCUGGAUGAACAUGAACAAGACCAACAUUCGCUUCAUGGAGCCCGACUCGCUCUACUGCGUCGAGCCUCCGGAGUACGAGGGCCAGCAUGUCCGACAGGUUCACUUCAGGGAGAUGAUGGAGAUUUGUCUGCCGCUCAUAUCCCCCGAAAGUAUGCCCGGGCACAUCCGAGUACGGAGCAGGAACUCCGUGUCGCUCCAUUGCAGGGCCUUUGCCGAACCCGAGCCGGAGAUCUACUGGAUCACCCCGUCCGGGAAUAAAGUCAUGCCCAACACGGUGUCCGAUAAGUUCUACAUGCACCCGGAAGGGACCUUUGACAUCUACGACAUCACCGAAAAAGAAGCGGGUCCUUACACUUGCGUGGCCCACAACGUCGUCGGAGCCGAUCUCAAGUCGGUUUCCGUGGAGGUGAACGGAUAUUUCCCACAACCCGCAAACGGUUCUCUGGAUGUCAAGGUCAAGUCGGUCGAGACCAACGCCGUCCUGGUUUGGUGGAAGUCGAGUCCGGGCGCACUGGCUCCAAGUAUUAAAUGGUACGCCCUGUCAAACGCUCACCAUCCUGCCGCUUCCUUUUCCACCAGGGUGCCCUCUGACAUCCAAAUGUACAACCUUACCCAUCUCAGCCCUGCCACUCAGUAUAUAGUAUGCGUGGACGUCCGCAGUAUCCAUUACAAGCACGACACCAAAUGUGUCAAUGUCACCACCAAGGGAUUAGAGCUCACGGGCAAGGACACGGAAAAAUGGGACACGGCGCUAAUCACAUCCUUUGGUGUGCUCCUAGCUGGAAUUUCACUGGGCUGUCUACUUAUUUAUGUGUCUCUGAGGAUCCACCAACUUAAUGGGGAUUUAAGGAAAGGCGACUCCAAAGCUUUGCUGUUACCGACGGAAGCUUCAGACGGGCGCCCGACUUUCUUUCGCUUUUCCGGUAGGGUGCUGCCGAAUGGUGUGGAAGUGAAAGCGACGGUCAUCAACGUAUCUGACAAUGCCUUUUAAGGAGCUACGCCGAUUGGACUCGACUGGAGGCAGGUUGGACGACUACUGUUUAAAAAGCAACCCCAUGGCUCAGAUACUCUACGAUUGGACUGGGAUGGAACAAUGUCAACUGAAAAUCCCAGUCCAGGAACUCAGCUGAUGGGGUGGGCUUAGCAACUACGACGUACAUUGACCGGUCGGAUGAGGCGAUUAACUGCCAGAAGACGGAAAACACGGUUGGCGGAAAGAAAAGUUAUGGAAUGAUCACGAGAGGGAGGGUCAGAUCUAUUGUAACUGACUGUUCAAUUUGUUCAAGUUGUGGAACUGUCUGUGUGGUCCCAAGCAAUACCGUCUGUGCUUUGUCAAACAUCCAUAGGCGAGUUAGCGAAACAAUAAUAACACCUGUCUAUACCGGGGUGGGG